Messenger RNA from Opisthorchis viverrini, 1245 nucleotides. RefSeq lists its product as hypothetical. The transcript has 7 exons. Lineage: Eukaryota; Metazoa; Platyhelminthes; Trematoda; Opisthorchiida; Opisthorchiidae. Gene Ontology annotation, molecular function: ATP binding; cGMP-dependent protein kinase activity. The coding region runs from base 1 to 1245 and encodes 414 amino acids. The record is from RefSeq and is a predicted model, not a curated record. Gene Ontology annotation, biological process: protein phosphorylation.
AUGAUAAAUCAGUUAAGCUUUCCCCAAUAUUUGUUUUAUUUGUUUAUUCUCACAAACUUCCUAAUUUUUUCUCCACCUGCGCUUUAUGAAGCAAUAACUGAUUGCAAACUAUGGGCAAUUGACCGGCAGUGUUUUCAGUCGGUCAUGAUGCAAACGGGAUUGAGGAGACAAAAUGAUUACGUGCGAUUCUUGAAAAGCGUUCCCACAUUUAGUGAACUCAGCGUGGAAAUAUUAAUCAAAGUCGCUGAUGUUCUUGGCGUAUGCCAUUACAAUCCCGGAGACUACGUGAUACGAGAAGGUGCACGCGGUGAUACAUUCUUCAUCGUCUCUGAUGGUAAGUCACCGUUUUGUGGGUCUUUUGAGAGUAAACUUGUCGCUCUUCGAUCACUCACCCACUGUGUCUACAACCUCUCGUCUAUCAAACAGGUAAAAUUGAAGCGAGACAGUCGGAAAUCGUUUGCUUUGAAGAAGCUGCGAAAGAAAUGUGUGGUCGAGACCCGCCAACAAGAACAUGUUUUGAAUGAGAAAAAUAUCCUCCUUGAAUCGGAAAACGACUUUAUAGUCAAAUUAUACAGAACUUUCAAAGAUCGCGCUUGCCUGUAUUUCCUCCUUGAAGCGUGUCUUGGUGGUGAACUAUGGACUAUACUCCGAAAUCGAUCGGCUUUUGACGAUGGAACUACCAGAUUCUAUACAGCCUGUGUUGUUGAAGCUAUCGCCUAUCUACAUUGGAAGGGGAUCGUCUACAGAGACUUGAAACCAGAAAACUUGCUAUUAGACAACAUCGGCUAUUGUAAACUGACGGACUUUGGUUUCGCAAAGAAAAUUGGAUUUGGUUCCAAAACGUGGACUUUCUGUGGCACACCGGAAUACGUAGCCCCUGAAAUUAUUCUAAACAAAGGACACGAUUUCGCGGUUGAUUUAUGGUCCAUGGGUAUCCUGAUGUUUGAACUCCUAACUGGAACACCACCGUUCACCAGCUCGGACCCCAUGCGAACUUACAGCAUUAUUUUGAAGGGAAUCAACGCAAUUGAGUUCCCAAAAAGCAUCACUCGGAAUGCCCAAUGCCUGAUCAAAAGAUUAUGCAGGUAUCGUCACCAACAGAUAUUUCAAAUUUCGAUCGAUACAAUGAUGAUGAUGAACCGGUGCAAGAGGAGGAAAACGACUGGGACCCGGAUUUUUAAAUACGUUGUUUUUCAUUAUUUGGGUUCUCACGAGACUACCUAUUUUGGAAUAAAUGUUUUUUGA